Molecule: messenger RNA, 988 nt
Organism: Funneliformis mosseae
Lineage: Eukaryota; Fungi; Glomeromycota; Glomeromycetes; Glomerales; Glomeraceae
Source: the annotation of a GenBank genome assembly
AUGAAACCGAGGUCAAGAUCAGUUUCACCAAAUAUUCGAGUUCCAUCUCUUUUAAAUUCCUUUCAUUCUUCUAAAAAAGAAAUGCAUUUUAAUUUUUUUCAACGUUCGGUUAGAAUAGGUUAUCGAAUACCUUUAUUGGGACCUUUGCUUGAGAAAAAAGGAUUUAGAUGGGUUUCCUUUAUUAUUUUAUUACUAUUUGGUCUUACUUUAUUUCAAGCUGCUAUUACUAUAUUAGGUUCAUUGUGGGAAAAUGAUAAGCUUAUAUUAGGUACGGUUUAUCGUUUAUUCUUUUAUGAAAAGCAAACAUAUGGUCCGGUACCGUAUCUUGGAUUGGAUCCAAAUGUACCAGAUAAACUACCAAAUGGAACGACAAUUUAUCAUGUUAGUAAAGAAUUUGGACCAGCAACGUUGGGUAGCAUGGGUCAGAUAGUAACAGGGUUAGCACAAGCACAAGCAAAUAAUGGAACAUAUGCAGUGAACGUAAUAUUACCUUAUUAUAGUUAUUUGAGGAAUUUAUUUAAAACUCAGAAAUUCGCUCAAUUGGAGGUGCAAGUUCGAGAUAGAUAUGGCAAACGGCAUCCUAUGAAAUUUAUGGUUAACAGUUUUUGGUGGAACAUUACCGAUAACCCUGAUGUUAUGAACUCGGAACCUCCAAAACCUUAUUCUAUUCGAGUUUAUGUGAUAGGACCGCCAUCAAAGGAAUCUGAUUCUUUUCAUACUGCCUUUAAAGCUAAUGAUGUUUCGGAAAUUUAUUAUUCUCCGUUAAGAGAUUUGCCACAAGAAUGGGAGGAUAUAUUUUUUUGUAAGGCGGUCGCUGAAUUGAUUACAUAUCUUAAUACGGAUAUCGAUACACCACUUUUCGAUUUAGUAGACGCUAGAGGCGUAGAUGUUGUGCACAUUCAUGGAUCUUCUAAUGCGCUUGUUAUUGAAUUUUUGAAAUCUUUAUAUUUAAAAGGAGAUAUAGGGAUUCACAAUAAACAAUUACAUU